AAAGAGGUGCGACUAGCUGUUCAUAAUGGAGUGCUUUUCCCCACGUUCAUGUCGGAAGUGAGAGUUGAGUAUGGUAGAAGAUGCAAAGAAUUAAGGCAGUCUAUAUGCGAUCACUGCGUAGUAUGUGUGGGCUGAGACUGAUAGAUUUAACUCCGAAUGCUUUAAUACGCGCUAUAUCUCAUAUUUUCCUGGAAACAUGGAAACAGAUUACAUAGUUUGGAUAUACGUAACAGAAAGUUCCUUGAGAACCGGACUCCGGUAGAAUGGCAUAAAUACAAAUAGUGAGGACUAUAAUAUUUAUGUUUCUGGCAUGUAGUGUAAAGAUGGAGUUUGGUGGCAGAAAUCAGAUUAAACAGCUCUUAGGGAUACUCUUCCCGUGAUUAAUGUGGUAAAUCAUUAUAGAUAUAGAGAGAUUAUAGAGUGCUAGAGUAAGGGCUGGCUUGAAGCAGAGUCUUGCACUAUCAAUGAUGCCCAGUUUCUUAGAAGCCAAAUUGGUUUUGCUUUCCACAUGACCGUGAUAUUAGCAAUUGCCCGAGAGAGAUUUCGAGACCUUGUAUCCCGAUUCUAGGAGAAUGCUGAGAAACCGUGAAAAAACAACAAAUGGGAUUUCAAAUUAUUUUAAAGCCCAAAUGAUGAAAGUUUUGAGAGAAAUGCAAUACACGAUCAAAGGCAUUCUACUUACUACCUAACGGGCCUUUUCGCUUUGCUUUUGGUAGCUGCCGCCUAUACCAGAAGAUCGCCAAGCGAUUGAUAAUUGCCAAAGUUAUGGCAAUUAAUAAUGCUCUCAGAGAGCUUGUACUUAGGUCAAUUUUUAUCUGGAUACAUGGUGAGUUGGACUGCUCCAGUGAUUCCUAAGCUGCAAGAUCUGAAUCAAUCACCGAUUCCUCGGCUGCUUUCUGAUUUGGAAACAUCACUGCUGGCUUCAAUUCUAUAUGCGUCAGUGCCAGGAAUUCUAACAAUGAGUUGGCUGUCCAAUUAUAAAGGCCGAAAACUGUGUUUAAUAAUAUCCAGUUGCCUGUUUAUUGUUUCAUAUACAUUGCUGGCUGUAACACAAAACUAUGCAAUGUUGCUAGCAUCUCGAUUAUUAGGUGCAUAUGGAUUAUGUACUGCAUUGAUAAUGAACGUACUAUAUAUUGGAGAAAUAGCGUCAAAAAAGGUACGUGGGAUUCUUUUGACAGGUUUAGGAAUAACUCAAGCAAUUGGAUCAGUUUUGAUACUGAGUGUUGGACCCUAUGUAUCUUUUUCAACUACAGCCUAUAUAGGACUUAUCCUGUCAGUUAUUUACCUUGUUGCGGUUUCGUUUAUUCCAGAAUCACCUGUUUAUUAUGCCAUAAGAGGUAAAAAAAGUGAACUGGUAAAAGUUAUGCAAGAUUUGAAUAGAUUCGAUGAAAUUGAUGAUUAUGUAGAUAUAAAAAAAUCAGAAAGAAAUGAUAUUAAUGAUUGGAAAGAGUUAUUUACAGAGAAAUGUAACAUACAAGGCUUAUUUAUAGCUACAGGUAUAAAUAUGUUACAAUACGGUAAUGGAUCUCUUAUUGUAACAUUUUUUUCUACAUCAAUAUUUGAACAGGCAGGCUCGUCAAUUGAACCAAAUUUAGCAUCAAUCAUAAUAGGAUGCACACAGCUAUCAGGAAGUGUAAUUGCACCAUUCUUUGUGGAAAAAUCUGGAAGACGACCGCUUUUGAUGACGUCGACGGCAAUUUGUUGUGGAAGUAUGAUCGUGUUUGGAGUAUAUUUUUAUUUGAGUCAUAUUGGUGCAGAGGUAAUUCAACAUUUCAAAUGGCUGCCCCUCGUUGCUCUGGCAGUAUUUUAUCUCAGUAAUAACAUGGGAUUUGGAGUUAUUCCUAGUACACUAACAGGUGAAAUGUUUAAGUCCAACGUGAGAAGUAAAGGUACCGCCCUGGUUAUUGUUAUAUCUUGGAUAUUCGGUUUUGCUGUAACCACACUUUUCAAUUCUACAAUUACACGGUUUGGAGCACAUAUCAUAUUCUGGUUCUUUGGAUUAAUCUGUGGCGUUGCAUUUCUCUUUACGUUGUUCUUUGUGCCAGAAACAAAGGGAAAGAGCUUGGCUGAAAUAACGAAAAUGUUGAACGGAUAAAUAAAUGGUGUAUUUGUUCAA
Molecule: messenger RNA, 2116 nt
Organism: Leptidea sinapis
Lineage: Eukaryota; Metazoa; Arthropoda; Insecta; Lepidoptera; Pieridae
Product: facilitated trehalose transporter Tret1-like
Exons: 7
Coding region: 779-2095 (438 amino acids)
Biological process (GO): transmembrane transport
Cellular component (GO): membrane
Molecular function (GO): transmembrane transporter activity
Source: RefSeq, a predicted model, not a curated record